Camponotus floridanus (Florida carpenter ant) is the source of this 12194-nucleotide messenger RNA. Its product is annotated as titin. Lineage: Eukaryota; Metazoa; Arthropoda; Insecta; Hymenoptera; Formicidae. Bases 325 to 10014 code for a protein of 3229 amino acids. The record is from RefSeq and is a predicted model, not a curated record. Gene Ontology annotation, molecular function: protein binding. The transcript is spliced from 7 exons.
UUCUGUUCGGUGUGGUGUUGCGGUGAUUUUGAGGGGCCAGCUAAAGAGAGCAAGAGAGGGAGAGAGAGAGAGAGAGAGUAAGCUCUCGCACACACGCUCGUCAGAGGGUGGCGAGAGAAGAGCCUCGUUUUCCCUUUGAGAGACGAUCGCGGCACCGGGGAGCAAGUAACGUUAAUCUUACGGUAGACUCGGCAGCAUCGGUGCGAAGUAACUAAUCGUCGAUCGUGCGUCGAGAGAGAGGACCACGUCGUCGCAUCGUCGAGCCCUCAGGGUCGUCCGCCGUCGACGACCGUGCUGGAUAGGGUACGGAAGAAGAGUGCCGACAUGUCGGCGUUGAACGCCGCGCUUUGUAGACGCGAGAUAAUCCUCUGGCUGGCCGCCGUCCUACUGCUGGCGUCACGAUCCACGCAUUCUGCGCCGGUAUACGAUCAGGAUACAACGCAGGUCGCAGAGUAUGAUGGAGCUACUACUGGAUGUUACUUCAAUUAUCAGCGUUAUCAAGAAGGCGAUAGGAUCACUACGAGCGAACCAUGUCUGAAUUGCACGUGCCACAAUCGAAUGCUAAUGUGUUACCUGAAGGUAUGUCCAUUCACGAAAGCAAUCGGCCAAGAUUGCACGGUGGAAAAGCGUCCGGAUCAAUGCUGCCCCGUGAUUACUUGUCCGGAAGUACCAGUCCAACUCUUGACGUCGACAACGAGUGCACCGGCGGAUUCCUCGGCGGUUGGCUUCCACGAUAAUUACGGAUGUCACGUCGAUGAGAGAUUUUACCCGGACGGCGCCAUGCUGCCGGUGGAGCAUCAUAAUCCUUGCGAGCUUUGCUACUGCAUCCGAAACAGAACCACAUGCGUCAUGCAAGAAUGUACUCUACAAGUGGCAGGAUGUAAACCGGUCUAUCAACCGGGCGUGUGUUGUCCAAUCAAAUACGAUUGCGAAUAUGACGAGGAACUUAGUACCACGGUUGGUCCAACCCCCGGGCUCAUCAUCACCACGACUCCACCUCCCGGCGCCCCCAUUCAAUGUUAUCACGAGGAUAAAGUUUACGAAGACGGUGAUCUGAUUUAUUCGAAUAAGCCUUGCGAGCAUUGUUACUGCUUCGGAGGUGAAAUCGCUUGCGCGGUGCAAGAUUGCGGAAGGCCGAUGCAAGCGCACGGAAAGAAUUGCACGGCCUUACCGCCACCAGAAGGAGAAUGUUGUCCGACCACAUACGAGUGCGAGGAAGAGGAACAAGAAUUCAUCACGCCAUCAGAAGAAGAACAACUUCCGGAGCAAGUAUCACACGAUUUAUUGACGACCGCGUCCCCCGUGCUAAUCGAUCAGGAGGAUCAGCAAGCGAAGGGUGAGCAUCCUCAGGAAACAUUCCCAGGCGCCGACAAUGCUAUACCGCAGGAUCACGAGGGAGAGGAAGAAGAGAAUAUUCAAGAAACUAUUGAACACGUUACUCAGGAACAUAUUCCUACUGAGAAACCAGAAGAACAACCCGCAACAUCACCAACAGAAGAGAACGCUUUACCCGAGACAGAAACUACCGCUAUUGAAAAGGAAGCCAGUCCUUCUCCUGCUGAGGUGACAUCGGAAGAGGCAGUAACUACUAAAGUACCCUCCGAAGCAGAAGUAACGAAAACGGAAGCGCCUACGACAGUACAAAAAACUGAAGAAAGUUUAGCUACCGAAGCACCUGCCGUUGAACUGCCGGAAGCUUCAUCUAUCUCGGAAGGUUUACAACCAGAAGAGGAAGCGGCAACUACAGAACAUGUACCUGAAGAACGCAUAAGCACGGAAGAAAGUGUAAUUGAAAAAGAACAACCGAUUGAACCUGCCGUUAGCGAAGAAACGCAGACCGAAAAUGUAUCAGAGGAGACUACUAGUCCACACGAAGAACUUUCCGCAGAGGUGACUAAAGCAGAAAAAACAACGGAAGAAGGACAAGUAAGCGUAACAGAAGAGUCAGAAAGACCAGAGAUCUCGACUGAAAUUGUUGAGAAAGCAACAUUACCAGUCGUAAAAGUUGAAGAGCCUAGUAUUAGCACUGUUCCUGAAUCUAUAACAACCGAAACAACGAGGGAAAGCGAAGAAAAAUUAGAAACUACACCAAGUGAAAUCUUGGCGACUGAGACAGAAGUAUCGAUAAAAGAAAUAACUACAACUAUAGCUCCUGAAGUGUCUAGUACUGAAAAAAUCACUACUGAAGAAGAAAUAUCUCAUCCAACAGAAACCGCUGUUACAGAAGAAGUUCAAUCGACUGAAGUGAGUAGUUUACCUACGAAACAACCUGCCGAAGAAGAACCAAUAAUAAGCAAAGAGGAGGAAGAACAACGACCGGAAGAACCGACAUCCGAGCAUGCAAUAAUCGAAAAAGAGCAUGCCACUAUUGGCGCUAAAAAGGAAGAUGCCGGUUUAACUGAGAGUCUCCCAAUAGGCGCAGAACAUAUUACUACAGAGGGACAAGUGGAGGAAUCUACUUCGGAAAUUCCAGCUCAAAGUUCAACCGGCAUACCGAUUCCUGAGCGAAGUCCAGAACAGAAAGCGGAAGAUGAGAAUGUGUAUCAUGUGACUGAAGGUUAUUAUGACAUUACACAUCCAGAAAUCAGUCCCGAUAAUCUUAUAACUGAACAUCCGCAAAAAAUUUCUACAACAUAUGUUCAGCAAGAACAGGAGACUACGUUAACUUCGAUAGAAGAAACUUCGAAACCGAUUGCGGAGGAAACUGAAGUACCGGAAGAAGAAAGUGCGAAACCAUAUCCGGCAGAAGUUACAGAAAUAAAUCUACCAAGUCAUAAGCCAGAAAUCACUACGGAAGAAACAAAAACGGAAAGUAUUCCUGAAGUUCAGGCUAGCACGGAACCUUCUGCAACCACUGUUUCUCAUAUACCAGAAGAAAAAAUAUCUGAGGAAACUGAGAAACCUAGUGUAUCGAAAGAGAGCGAAACCGAAAUAUCGCCAACGGAAAUUCAGUCAACGGAAGAAACUCUCAAGGAAAAAUUGCCUGCAAAAGAAUUUGGUAUUAAAAAAUCUGAUUCUUCUGAACCAGAAAUUAGUGAGAAAGAGGUUCAACCAAAGAAAGAACAGUCAAGUGAAGAGGGAAUAGAAACUCAAUCUCCGAUCAUAACGGAACCAGAAAUUUCUACCUCUCUUCCAGUUGAAUAUGAAUAUUCAUCAACAGUACUUCCGAGUCUUGAAGAAGAACAAGCAACAAAAGGUGAACAUAUUACCGUAAUUCCUGAACAAUCGACCGUGCCACAAAUUGGAGAAGUAGAAACUGAAAUUACUCCUAUUGAAAAAGAAAAGCCAAUCGAGGAAUAUGCUACAGAACAAUCUACUGUUUUACCAGGUAUAAUUGAAGAAGAAAAUGAAAUACAAACUGAGAAACCUAUCUCGAAAGAGACAGAAACCACGAUAGCAACAAAGACGAUAGAAGAAGCCGAAGAGAAAGUUACGACACAAGCUCCUAUUGAAAAAGAAAAAACUGAGCAACCUGAACAAUAUUCAACCGAAAAGACUUUAGAAGAAGUUGCUACUACAGAAAGCCAUGAUGUGCAACAAACCGAGACACCUGCGAUCGAGAAAAAGCCUGAGGAAACAGAAGGUACGGAAGGCGUGUCAACGGAAGGUAUAGAACAACAAACUGAAACAGUGAUAACAGAAAAGGAACCAAGCGAAGAAAAAGAACCAUCCGAAGAAAAGGAACCAUCCAAAGAAAAGGAACCAUCCGAAGGAAAGGAACCAUCCGAAGAAAAAGAACCAUCCGAAGGAAAGGAACCAUCCGAAGAAAAGGAAUCAUCCGAAGAAAAGGAACCAUCCGAAGAAAAGGAACCAUCCAUAGAAAAGGAACCAUCCGAAGAAAAGGAAUCAUCCGAAGAAAAGGAAUCAUCCGAAGAAAAGAAACCAUCCGAAGAAAAGGAACCAUCCGAAGAAAAGGAACCAUCCGAAGAAAAGGAACCAUCCGAAGAAAAAGAACCAUCCGAAGAAAAGAAAUCACCCGAAGGAAAGGAACCAUCCGAAGGAAAGGAACCAUCCGAAGAAAAGGAACCAUCCGAAGAAAAGGAACCAUCCGAAGGAAAGGAACCAUCCGAAGGAAAGGAACCAUCCGAAGGAAAGGAACCAUCCGAAGAAAAGGAACCAUCCGAAGAAAAGGAACCAUCCGAAGAAAAGGAACCAUCCGAAGAAAAGGAACCAUCCGAAGAAAAGGAACCAUCCGAAGAAAAGGAACCAUCCGAAGAAAAGAAACCAUUUGAAGAAAAGAAACCAUUUGAAGAAAAGGAACCAUCCGAAGAAAAGGAACCAUCCGAAGAAAAGGAACCAUCCGAAGAAAAGGAACCAUCCGAAGGAAAGGAACCAUCCGAAGAAACUAUAGAAGUAAAACCACCGGAAGUUACAACAGAAAGUAUCGAACAGACAGAAUUACCUGUAGAACAUCCUAUCGAAACAGGUGAAGUUGAGAAAGAAAGUGAGGAAAAAAUCUCUACGCCUGUAUCUACGGAGGAAGUGCAGACAGAAAUUCCUGUAGUUGAGAUUGGAUCCACUGAAUCACCGGCCGUGGAAGAAACAGAGAAAAUACAAACUGAACCUUCCGUUAGCGAAGAAUAUAUACCAAGUCAACCUCCAAUUCCUUCAGACCGCAAGGAGGAUCAGGAAUCUGUUGAACCAAAACCAAGCGAAGAAAAGCAUGAAGGCGAAGCACAAGUGACUCAGGAACCAUCUCUCGAAGAGAAGAAAGAGACUGAGACGUAUGAAGAAUCACAAAAGACGACAGUUUCUUCUGAGGAAGCUGUUACUGAAUCUGUUCUACCUGAAGAAAAGCCGACUGAGGUUGCUGGUACAACGACGCUCACUGAUGUAGGUCACGAAGUCGUUACACAACCAACUGUAGAAGAACUACCUGAAGUGAGCGAACAACCGGAAAAUGUCACGACAGAACAAGAAGAACAAACUCAGAAACCAGUUACUGAACAACCUGAGAUACAUGUAAGAAAAGAGACUGAAAUACCUAUUUCUGUAACUUACGAAGGUUCUUCUAUAACUCCUACCAGCGUUCCUAGCGAAGAAGAUGUUAGUAAAUCGACCGAAGUUGCAAGCGAAGGUACUACAAUACUUGAGCCUAUUGAAGAGCCGACGAAGCAUGAAGGUGAAGUUUCCGUCGAAACAGAAAUUACAUCUACAGAAUCUAUAUCUUCGGAAGAGAGACAACCGGAGACACACGAGCAGACUACACAAUCAUUAGUAACAGAAGAAUCAACUCAGGAAGUAGGUGAAGAGCUUACUGAAAUAUCCACAAAAGAAAGCGCGAUUCCAGAAACGUCUAAAGUACCUAUUACUGAGGAGCAACCACAGAGGCCCGAAGAGAAAGAAAUUGCAAGUACGGAAGCGCCGAUUCAUGAAAAGGAGGAGGAAGAGGAACACAUAACAGUUGCUUUAACAGAAACUCCUGAAAUACAAAUUACUGAAAUACCAUUAGAAAAAAUACCUCAAUAUUCAACCGAAACGAGCAUUCCCGAAGAAACUCUUACAGAGAAAGAGAGUACAUCGGAGAUCGCACCUCGUCCAUCAGGUAUUCCGGGAGAAGGCAACUGCCUUGUCGAAGGACAAUCCUAUAAUAAUAAUUCGGCUGUUCCGCCGGCGAAUGUAUGUCAGACGAGUUGUCAUUGUAUUAGCAGUAUCGUUCAAUGUGAACUCGUGCAAUGUCCUCCCCCGCCAGCUCAUCUAUCGAACUGCAUGCCAAUUUAUACGAGCGGAGACUCAUGUUGUCCAAUGUAUGCAUGCGAUUCGACGCCAACUGCUGAAUUGGAAUCCGAUAGUCACGUAAUCGAGCCACAUAUUCCUGAAAAAGAGGAAGGCCAAAAGACUUCUUUGCCGGCAGAGAUAUCAACAGAAAAACCAGCCACAAAAGUUACUGAAGCAGUGGAAGAAUACAGUACAUUAGCUGGUGAGAUCAGUACGCCGGAGACACAACCUGCGGAAACCACUGUUUCUUCCAUUUCUCCAUCGGAAGAAGAAGUAGAAUUGACAAUUGAGAAGCAGCAGACCACUCUAAAAUCUAUCGAAUCAGUUUACGAACAGCCAACUACAAUUUCGCAAUCUAUUGAGACGCAGCCUGAAGAACAUACUAUCAGUUCUGUACCUGAGACAUCACAGGAAUCUGUCACUCAAGUACUCGAAGAAGAACAUACUGUGCUAACAAAUGUGCCAGAAGAAGUUACCGAAAGCAAAAUUAGCGAAAAAGGAGAAGAUGUAACAGAAUCGAUAACUUCGACUGAGCAAUCACGGGAGCAGACUGUCGAACAACAAACUUCUGUUAGUGGCGAAGAACAAGUAAUCACUUCCACGCCUAUAUCUCCAGAACAAGAAAUUCAUGGUGAAGAAGUUACAACUCCUAUUGUAGAGAAAGAUAUUUCCGUUCCUGUUGAAAUAGAAAAAACUUCAACAUCUACUGAGAAAGAAGAAGAAAUUACGACUAUUAGAAUUGAUAAGGAAGAAGAGGUUACUACUACGUCUACCAAAGAACAAGAAAAACCUUCCGAAGAAAGUAUCGAGGAGCAAUCUACGCUUAAAUCGAUUGAAGAAGGCGAGAUACAGCCUGAAGAAAAGAUACCAAUAUCAACUUCUGAAAAAUCAAUUAUUGUUGAAGAAGAGUUAUCAACGAAACCGGAAAUUUCAGAAGAACAAAAGACUGUUGAACCAACUGAAUACGAGAGCACUUCCAUUUCUGAAGUUCAACCGACGGAGCAUAAACUCGAAAGUGAAAUUGAACAUGAAGAAGAAAAGGAACAUGAAGUGGUUACAUCGACUGAAGGUGAACAAGCUACUCAGACUGAAAAACCAGAAAGCCAAACGAAAUUGCCUGGCAUUGCCCCGAGUAGUACAGAGACACAGGAACCAAUCGCACCUGUUACUGAAUCGACGACUUUGAUACACGAGCAUACGGUGACCGAGGAAGCGCCAUUAGAGGAACAUACAACUAUAAAAUCUAUAGAAGUUUCCACAGAAGAAAGUAAAGAAAUAACAUCUAUAGAAGUUUCCACAGAAGAAAGUAAAGAAAUAACAUCUAUAGAAGUUUCCACAGAAGAAAGUAAAGAAAUAACAUCAGAAGUUUCAACUAAAGUUCCUGAAGAAGAACCUAUUACUACCUUGCCCGUAGAAACACAAAAACCUGAGAAAACAACUGAACAGGAAUUAGAAAAAUCUAGCGAAGAAAGUGUUAAACGAGUCGAAGAAUCUACUCCUGAAGUUUCUCACGAAGAAACAUCGCCGGAAACAACGGAAAGCGCAGCAGGAAUAGAACCUACGGAAUAUGCUGAAGAACAUACGGAACCAUCAGAACACGAAAAAGAACCAUCUGUCACAAAAUUACCCGAAGAAAAACCAUCUGAAACUGAAUCUCCGAUUAGUACGGAACAACCAGUAAAAGCUAUUGGAGUUGAAGAAACUUCUGAAGCAGAAGCAGAAUAUGAAAAGCCUACUGAAUCUACUACUAUUCAUGAACCAGAAGGUACGCAAAUUUCGAUUGAACAGCAUCCAGAAACCGAAAUUGAAUCUCAUACACCUAAAUCACCUGUCGAAGAGCAUACGAUAGUCGAAGAAAUACCAACAACAUCUGUAUCUGUAGAAAAAGAAGCCAGCGAACCAUCUGUUACAUCGGUAAAGGAAAUUCAGCCAAGUCUAGAUGAAGUGGAAACUAAGCAGCCUAUUAUUCCCGAAGAAGAAACCGUAACACCAGCUGUAGAAGAAGAACACAUUACUGUUCCAAUCGAAGAGCAUACUUUGAAAUCUGAAGAGUAUCCUGUCAAAAAACAGACUGUUAUUCCUAGUGAAGGCGAAGCAACAGAAAGCAGCAUUUCAACGGAAGAAGCUACGUCGGAAAGCGUAACAAGCCAACAGGAACAAACAGAAAAGACUGUAGAAAGUGCCAAACCCGAAACGGAAUUGCCCACUUUAACGGAAGAACAAACUAGUAUUCCCGAAAUUCACACAGAAGAAGAAGAGCAGAAACCUGAAACCGGUAUAACGAAAGAAACGGAUAAAGAAAAACCGAUCACGGAACAAGCUGUUGAAGAGGAAACUGUAACAUCUGCCGGUAUUACGGAAGAGUAUCCUGCUACGGAAGAACAUACCGAGCAAGAAAUUGAAAUAAAAAUUCAUGAACCAACGGAACUUGAAACAACAAUUGCUCCAAAAGAGCAGGAACUUGAAAAGGAAGUUACAAAUGUGCCGGAACAUCCAUUAAGCGAAGAAGCGACAACCGAGCCAAGCUUGAUACCUGAAGAACCAAUAUCUGUGAAAAUAGAAGAAGAGGAAAAAGAGACUCAUAAACCUGAAUAUCAAACAACAUCAUCUAUUGCAGAAGAAGAAGCAUCGAAACCAGUGACCGAAGUCAGUGAAGUAGAACAACUUUUACCCGAAGAAGAAUCUACACCUGAAAGUGCAACAGAGAAACCGGAGGAAUCUAUUACAAAGGUUUCUGUCGAAAUAAGCACAACCGAAAAGUUUGCAGAAGUUUCAUCUGAAACAGAAAAACCAGGUGUACCAGAACAAGUAACAGAAUUGCCCGAGCAACAAGGUGAAAGUACUACAAAAUCAAUUCAAGAUGCUGUAUCCGAAGAGACAUUACCAGAGAAAAUAAUUCCAGUAGAAGUGAUACCAGAAACUGAAGAGAAGCCAAGCGAAACUUCUACAGUAGGUGAAGAGGAAGCACAUUCUACUGAAUCUGGUCUUCCAGUUGAAACAACUUCCAUUCGCGAAGAAGAACAACCGUCGAUAACGAAACUACAGCCGACUGAAGGUCCUCUUCCUUCCGAAGAAGAGACUCUUGCACCGGGAGAGAUUCAGCCUAGCGAAUCUGAAGAAAGCGAAAUACAUCCUAGUAUACCUGAGGAACCUCAAUCUACUACGGAACCUCAAUCUACUACGGAACAUGCGUCCGAAACAUCUGUCACAAUAAAAGCCGAAGAGCAUCCGGAAACCGAGCGACCAGAAAUUGUUACGGAAGCUGCAGUGCCAACUGAAGGCCCAACCACGAUAUCUGGCAUACCAACUGAAUUACCUGAAGAGAAAACUACUAUCAGAACAAUAUCAGAAGAAGCCGAAACCCAAGGCUCAAUAAGGCCUGAAGAAGGUGUGCAACCUGCGAAAAUACCGAUUGAGGAACAUGGCAUAAAGGCACAACCGGUAUCAACGGAAUUACCAAUCGGAGAAUCUACAGAGGAAAUUCCUGAGGAGGAAGUUCCUUCUCAAGAGAGCGAAGAAGUCGGUCAUCCUCAUUUUGAUCAAUUCCCGGAGGCUACCGUAAAACCAGAGACUGACUAUUCCGCGGAGGGCGAAUUAACGUUGGGAUCUGACGAGGAGCAUUUGCGACCCGUCAAUCAUACCGUAGAAUCAACGGAACGACCAUAUCAACCUAGCUUCCAUGAACAGCGACCAGCAACUACUCUAGCGCCUCAUGUUCCGGAGUAUCCCGAUCAAUCGGGCGAAGAUUAUUCUCAUUUCCCUUCGCAAGACGGUUUGAAUCCCAAUGAGGAUUACGAUGAAGAUGAACAGGUUUACGGACCGGGCACCUGCCGAUACGGAGGCAAGGUUUACGUCUCGGCGCAACAGAUACCGAGAGAUGAUCCAUGCGACUUCUGCUUCUGCUUCAGAAGUGACAUCAUCUGCUUGCAGCAAAGCUGCCCGCCGCCUAUUCCAGGAUGCCACGAGGAACCGAUCAGCGGUUUCUGCUGUCCUAGAUACGAAUGUCCUGUAUCGAUGGCCAUGUCUCUUAACUUGACCACUACGACUACUACGACCACGACUACGUUACCGCCACAUUUUCACCCUCACGCUUAUAAAGGCGCCGCGAGACGAAGCGGCUGCCAAAUCCGUGGUCAAGCAUAUCGAGUAGGAGAGGUCAUUAAAUCGGCGUCUGGACCUUGUCUUCAGUGCACCUGCGGAGGUGACGGCAACAUGAAAUGCGAGCCGCGAAUGUGCAGUCCAGAACCGAUGCUGAGGCAAAUGAUCGCCACGGCUACAGCCAAGAGAAGGAGAUGAGCCGCCAAACUGGAUCGUCUUUACAAAGAAUCAUAUACGAGAACGACGAAGUCGACAGCUGGAUUCAGUGUUGUAUAAAAGUGAAUUAAAAUUAUUCUAAACUACCUAAACGUCGUGCGGAACACAGACAAUAAUGUGCUUCGACGAUCACGAACUGAGUGGCCAAAACGUAAACGUUUAUAUUAAUAAUAUUAUAUUAUGUUAUAUAUAUAAAAAAAAGAGAAACAGCGAUAUGAACGAGAGAUGAUGGAGGUAAUAAUAUCGGUCGGAGACCCGUAGGGAAUUUACUGCGUAUCGAGGCGCGUUAUCGGUGCUAAUACGCGAUCACGGAAGAAGGAAACGAAGAAGCGCAGAUAUAGAAAAUAUAAGAAAAAAAAAAGAAUAAAUUUCGUUCGUGAUAAUUCCGCGUUCUGUCUCAUGGGAUAUUUUGUACGCUCUGAAAAGAGGAGAGAAAGAGAGCAAAUUACUGAACGUACGAGACUUAUGACUGUGCCUUCGUCAAGUGUCGAAUAUCAAUGCUUUCGUUUCGGCAACGAGCGCCGUCCGCAGCCACGGUCAUCGUCGUCGGUAUUUUAAAUAAGCCCGAAGAAUCGCGAGCACUUUGUAAUGAUAGAAAAAGGAGGGAGAAAGGGAAAGGAAAUGCGACGAAUGCGUUUCGUACGACGCAUAAAACGAAAAAAAAAAAAAAGAAGAGAAAAUUCAUUGCGCUAGUCGAUCGCGCAGUGAUACUGAAACAGUGGAAAGAAUCGUACGAAGAAUACCCCUCGAUUUGCAGAGCUCGUUCUCUCUAACUAGCUUAGAAGUUUUUUAAACCUUUUUGUACGCAAACUACACGUCCACGGUAUUCCUCUUACGAUUUAAAAAUUCAGAAGCGAGAGAAACAUAAACAUGAUGGCGUAUCACUGCGACAAUCUCAAGCGACGAUGAUAUGUCAUUAUUUGCUACGCGAUCGAGCGCGUUUUGGAUCGUUUAUUCGGCUGCUACUGUGUGUCCUAAUGAUCGGGUCACAUUAUUCAAGUUUGCUGACAUUCACGCGCACUUGAACACGAUCGAGAUUAAUAGAUCGGCACAAUUAGCCGAUCGUGCUUCCAGUACUCUUAAGCCGCGAGGAUCCUAAGAUCCUAUAGUCGUUUUCCUCUCGAGGAAGAACUCUCGAUCGAGCCAUCUCUAUCUUUUUUUUUUUUAAUUCGCUCCAUCAACCGUAUACAGUGCCAAGAUCGUGUCCUAGUGCGCGCGCGGGUGUGUGUAUGUGCGUGUGUGUGCGUGGUGCGUAUAAUAUGUUAAAGGAUGAAAGAGAGAGGAAGCCAGAGAGACGAAAGAUACACGCAUCUCAAAGCUCAAACAGCGGCUCGCGCGGAGGACCGACCCGAGAAUUUGCUUCUCCGGCGAGCUGGCGUCAUUAUAUAUAUAUAUAUAUAUAUAUAAAUAUAAAUAUAUAUAUAAAUAUAAAUAUAUAUACAUUUAUAUAUAAUUCUUUAUAUACACUGUACCCUCCUGAUGAUAAUACUUAAUGAUAACAAUGUUCUAUACGUUUGUACGAAAGUAUAGUUAUCUAAGACGAGAUGAGAUAAUCGCGCUCGCACAGGUUCUCUAGUCUCAAAGUGUCGCGCUAGGAAAGAGGAGGCGAUACACGAUCUUCGAAAUCUUUCAGACCUUUCGGGAUCAUUUCCCGCGGGUCUAUUAUUUAUCUUGAUAGCAAUUAUACGCGACUCGCGACUUGAAAAGCGAGAAAUAUCGUGCAACCGUCACGCUUUGAGACUCUGGAACUUCGCGGGCUCUCUUUAGUAUAAUAAAUAGAUCGAAUGCUAUCGCGUCGCACAAAAUACUGCGCAUACUGUCUGUAUUUAUAAUAAUCGGAUGAAGACGAGUCGAAGUUCGGUCUUCCUGAUACCGGCGGCCCGUUAGUUCGAGUACUCGUUUAUUGAUAAUUAAGCUCAUAUCUGCCCGAGAGUACAGCUUCUUCUCGCGGAAAAUUAUCAAAUGAAAGCGUUUUCUCCUUUUGUUCAUGUAAAAGAUCUCUCUCGACUUGAAUGACCAACGAAUAAUCGCGGCGUAUUCAUAGAGCUUCCACGACAACACUCGAUCGUGAUAUAUACAAAGUAGCCAUAUUAUUACUGUUACUGUUUUCAGAUAUGAACAAGACCAAUAUUCCACGCACAAUAAUAAAUAAUUGAUACACA